CCUACACGCACGCGUCCAACAAACCCACCCCAAAUUGGAGAAGGCCGAAGGGAGCCAGCGCGACGCAACCGACCCGACCCGAUCGCUUCGUGAAGCAUCGCACGCGGAAACGAAGCCGCGUGCCAUCCCAUAGCUGCUGAUUCGCGAGCCGUCGCCGUCUUCGCUCGGCGAUCCAUCGGGCGACGCGGAGAAGGAAAGAGGAAUCAAACCAAGGAGGAGCUAGGAGAGGAGGGAGAUGGCGGAGAACCCGCAGCUGUUCGGGAACGGGAUGCCGGUGCCGUUCUACGGCGAGAUGUUCGUCCUCGCCCGCGACGGCGUCGAGUUCCACGUCGACAAGAUCCCAUCAGCUCCUGGCGGUCAUGUGAAAACAAAAGGCACAAUUUACCUGUCAAAUAUAAGGAUGGUGUUUGUUGCCAACAAGCCUGUUGGUAACUUCUUUGCUUUUGAUAUGCCCCUGUUGUUUGUGCACGGUGAGAAGUUCAAUCAGCCCAUAUUUCACUGCAACAACAUCUCUGGAUUCGUUGAACCAGUUGUUCCAGACAACCAGAACAGGGCCCUGUACUCAACUCACGCCUUCAAGAUCUUGUUCAAGGAAGGCGGCUGUGGUACGUUUGUUCCUCUCUUCUUGAACCUGAUUGCAUCUGUGCGGCGCUACAAUCAGUUUGAAGCCCAGUCUGCUGCUAAUAUGGCGCCGCGUGUGGACCCUCUGCAAGCUGCUCAGACUCCUGUUGAUGAUAUGAUGCGCCAUGCGUACGUUGAUCCAAAUGAUCCUACCAAGAUUUUCCUUCAGCAGCCAGCACCAGAAUCCCAGCUGAGGAGGAGAAACUACCAUGGCCCAGCUGACAACGCAUACUAGUGUUUGGUUGGAUUGUAAAAAAUCUCAUGCUCAAUUACGUGCUUUGUGCAUUUGAGCAUCACCUAUCCUACAUUCCAACGUUCAUCACAAAUUCACAAAUGACCUUAAUGCCAUGUAUUCUGACUUUAUUUGACUUUAUAUGUACAUAAUGUGCGAGACGGUGUCUCAAUAAAUGAUGUUCAUUCGCAGUGCCCUGUUCGAAUCUUAAUGGAGAAUAUAGUUUCUUGUUCA
Messenger RNA from Phragmites australis (common reed), 1087 nucleotides. Its product is annotated as UPF0664 stress-induced protein C29B12.11c-like. The coding region runs from base 236 to 856 and encodes 206 amino acids. Gene Ontology annotation, cellular component: nucleus. The record is from RefSeq and is a predicted model, not a curated record. Gene Ontology annotation, biological process: positive regulation of DNA-templated transcription. The transcript is spliced from 5 exons. NCBI's taxonomy places the organism in Eukaryota, Viridiplantae, Streptophyta, Magnoliopsida, Poales, Poaceae. Gene Ontology annotation, molecular function: chromatin DNA binding; transcription coactivator activity.